UGCGUAUAUUGCUAUGCGCCAGCACUGAAUUCGUUUGUGUUUCUGCAAUUCGAUAUGGUUUUUUUAUUAUCUCGGAUUUUGAGCUGCGUUAAACCUUAUUCCAAUGCAGUACUGCAGAAGCGUGCACUUUACACAUCUAUUAAUUGCAAUUAUGCACUUGUGCCAAUGGUCCUUGAUAAAUCUGCUGCCGGUGAACGAGCAUAUGACAUUUAUUCUCGCUUGCUAAAAGAUAGAAUAAUAUGUCUUAUGGGUCCAGUGAAUGAUGAUCUUUCAAGCAUUAUAUUAGCUCAGAUGCUCUUUUUACAAUCAGAAGAUAAGCGCUCUCCUAUCCAUCUGUACAUAAAUUCACCCGGUGGAGUUAUUACCUCUGGGCUUGCUAUUUACGACACAAUGCAGUAUAUUGAACCGCCGAUAUAUACUUGGUGUAUUGGUCAGGCUUCUAGCAUGGGGUCGUUGCUAUUAGCAGCGGGGACUCCUGGUCACCGGUAUGCCCUCCCACAUUCACGUGUUAUGGUACACCAACCUUCUGGCGCUACACAGGGGCAGGCGAGUGAUAUUAUGAUUCAAGCAGAGGAAAUUAUCAAAACCAAAAGAAUUAUCAAUUCUAUUUAUGCGAAGCACACUAAUCAAUCUCUAGAGACAAUCGAAAAAUGGAUGGAUCGAGACUUUUUCAUGACUCCAGAGGAAGCCCUCAAGUUUGGUCUAAUCGACAAAGUUAUGGUGCCCAAGUCGAAAACUAAUAUCCCCGAGCCUGAUGAGAAGUGA
Rodentolepis nana is the source of this 765-nucleotide messenger RNA. Lineage: Eukaryota; Metazoa; Platyhelminthes; Cestoda; Cyclophyllidea; Hymenolepididae. The record is from the annotation of a GenBank genome assembly.